Messenger RNA from Adineta steineri, 2424 nucleotides. The record is from the annotation of a GenBank genome assembly. NCBI's taxonomy places the organism in Eukaryota, Metazoa, Rotifera, Eurotatoria, Adinetida, Adinetidae.
AUGGCAAACAUUUCCAGUGAUAUUAAAAUCGGUGUUGAUUACAUCAGUGCCGGAUGUAAUUGUAGUCCACAUACUCUCGAUUGGCAAAAUGGACCACGACUUAUUUAUGGUGUUACAAACAGUGUAGCUCUUUGUUCUGAUGUUGCUCCAUUUUCUGUACGUAAAACUUUUUCUGGUCAUCAGGGACGAUUAAAUUGUGUUAAAUGGAUCCGUCAAGAACAGCAAGAUUCUAACAGUGAUUAUUAUUUUCUCAGUGCUUCCGUUGAUAAAACAAUUGGUGUAUGGAAAGGUAAAGAUGAAAAUUAUACAAAACAUUUAUCACUCGAUGGGCAUCAGAAUAGUGUAACAACUGUUUCUGGUUAUCAACAAUCUUCAAAUGAUAAUAUCUAUGUAGCAAGUGGUGCUGCAGAUUCAACAGUAAAAAUUUGGCGUAUUAAUAAUACGACAGCUACUUGUCUUCAUACAAUUGAUUUUAAGAAUGGUUUUGCUAUUACAUUAGAAUUAGUUCCAUUAGACAGUCAUAAAGAUAUGUUUCUAUUAUUUGUUGCUACCGAUAAAAAUAAAGUACAUAUUUAUCAAGUAUCAGACAGUGUGAUUGAAUUAGUUUUUGUAUUAAGUGGACAUGAAGAUUGGAUACGUACAAUAACAAUACAAAAAACAACACCGUAUCAAUGGUUUGUUGCAACUUGUUCACAAGAUAAUUAUAUUCGUAUUUGGCAGUUAUCAUUUGAUGUAAAUAAUAAUCAUGCAAAUAUUGAUUCGACAAUAUUAAAAUUAAAACGAAGUUCAUUUACAUUAAAUAUUUCUAAUGACUUAUUGAUUAAUAUUGAUGCUGAACUUUAUUCAAUUUUAUUAGGACAUGAAGAAGCUAUUUAUGGUCUUUGUUGGUAUCCAAAUAUAAAUCGAAAAAAACCAGCAACAACUAUAUUAUCAGCAUCAAUGGAUAAAUCAAUGGUUUUAUGGACUUUUGAUGACAAUCAAAAAAUGUAUAUCGAUAAAGCUCGUGUAGGUGAAAUUGGUGGUAAUACACUUGGCUUUUAUGGAUGUACAUUUAGUUCAUGUGGUUCAUAUAUACUUGGUCAUGGUUAUGAAGGUGCUUUACAUUUAUGGAAAAUAGAAGAAGUUGAUGAUCGUAUUAAUUUAAUUCCACAAGUCAUUAAUAGUGGACAUUUUGAUACAGUUGAAGAUUGUUGUUGGGAUAAACAUAGUGGUCGAUAUUUAUUAAGUGUAUCAACAGAUAAAACAACACGUUUACAUGCUGAAUGGAAACGAAAUAAAAUAAUUUCAUGGCAUGAAAUUGGUCGACCACAAAUUCAUGGUUAUGAAAUGAAAUGUUUAGCAUUUAUUGGAUCUAAUCAACAACGUAUUGUAUCGGGAGCCGAUGAAAAAAUUUUACGUAUAUUUGAUGCACCAAAAAAUUUUUUGGAAAAUUUUGCUCGAAUAACAAAAAUUAAUGUUGAUGAAGAUAUUCAAAAAGCUCAAGCUUUACCUGAAGGUGCAAAUGUUCCAGCUUUAGGUUUAUCAAAUAAAGCAAUAUUCGAUAAUGACGAAAAAUCAACUACAACAUCAACAAUUGAAGACAAUCCAAUGACUGUUGAUGGUUUAUAUAAAGAAGGAUUUUUUAAAGCUAUUACUUUAAAUGAACCACCCUUUGAGGAACAUCUUUUACAAAAUACACUUUGGCCUGAAAUACAAAAACUUUACGGUCAUGGUUAUGAAAUUAUUGCUGUCGCAUCAAAUCCAUCCGGUUCAAUUAUUGCUUCAUCAUGUAAAGCAAGUCAUCAAAAUGAUGCAGCUAUCAUAUUAUGGAAUACAAAUACUUGGAAAAUAAUUGUUCGUCUUGCUGUUCAUCAAUUAACAGUUGUUCGAAUGGUUUUCUCAAAUGAUGGUCGAUAUUUAUUAUCAGUUUCACGUGAUCGAUCUUGGUCAUUAUUUGAAAUCGAUGAAACAAAUUUUCAAGCUCGAUUAUAUAAACGAAUAUCAAGUAAUAAUCCCUAUCAUAAACGUAUUAUAUGGACAUGUCAUAUAUCUCAUGAUGAUAAAUAUUUUGCUACCGGUGCACGUGAUCAAUUGAUACAUAUAUGGCGUGUGAAUGAAAAGAGUAAUGAUGAUAAUGAGCAACCAUGUGAAAAAAAUUAUUUAAAAUUGAAUGAUUCUGUAACAGCUGUUACUUUUGCUCCUCGAUUCGUUGAAAAUGACAAGUAUUUCGUCGUAGCAGGACUUGAUAAUGGUUCUGUUUUUCUGUAUACUUGGAAUGAAAAAGUAUCUUGGCAACAUUUAACAUCAAUUACACAUCCACUUGGUUUUCAUUUAACUGUAAAUCAGUUAUGUUUCCGUCCAUCAACAUCAUCAUCAACAUCUUAUCAAUUAGCCGGUUGUUCGAAUGAUGGUACUGCUCGUAUUUUCAGCAUAUUGUUAUCUUGA